AUGUCAGCCUAUGAAAUAGCUCCUCAAAUCGGAUUUUGGGGUCUAAUUAUUGUAUUUUCAAUUGGAGUCCCAGGAGCAUUGGCCAACGUAAUACUAUUCGUUGGUGUGAAAACAUUUCGUCAAUCUCCAUUGGCUUAUUAUGUUGUUGGUCAAUCAUUAGCCGAUGUGAAUGUCUUGUUAAUAGAGUUUUUACAAAUAAUACCAUCAGUAUCAGUAUCGACAUCCUCAAUCGCGUGUAAGUUGAUGGUCUUCUUUGUUCAAGCAACGGCAUGUGCUGCAAUGAAUUUUCUUUGUUUGUCUGCAUUUGAUCGUUGGGCAUGUACAUCUCAAUCGGCUCGAAUACGUCAAUUGAGUUCGCCUCAUGUAGCUCGUCGUCUUUUUCUUCUUCCUUUUAUUCUUUGGUCACUUGUGAAUAUUCCUUUUCUUAUCUAUUUUGAUCUUGUCCCACCUACAUUCAGAUGCUUGUAUACGAAUGAUCUCUUUAUGCGAAUAGGAAUUCUUGUUCUUUCUCCAAUUUUUACUGCUCUUCUUCCUCUAAUUGUUUUAAUAAUGUUUGGUUUGAUGACAUAUCGUAAUAUUCGUCUUGUGGUUCAUGUUCGUCAACAACCAAAUCAAAUUCGUCUAUCAAAUUGGGAACACCAGAUGACAAGAAUGAUGUUAACUCAAACUCUUGAUUUUGCAAUUCUUCUCCAAGCAGCAUUGAAUCGUGAUAUGUGGGCAUUGAAAGUACUCGAUGCUUGGGGAAAACCAUUACCAUCUGGUUUAUUAAAAGGGAAUACUUAUUGGGUUGGUAAUUAUGAUGAAUGUAUACAACCAAUGUAUUCGCCAAAUAAUAAAACAUUUCUAUCACAGCCAUUUGAUACACAAUAUUGUACUCUUACAACGAAAGUAUCUCCAAUAAACUCAAGCUCAAUGCUUUCUUUUGUUCUUGGCCUUUGUGUUCCAUCAUCAUGUGAUCGGCAAGAAGUUGUUUCUUUGAUUGAUACACUAUUUAAUAAAAGUAAUAUUACAAAAGAUAAUCUUGCUUGUUCAAAUGAUCCUCCUAAUGGACAAAAAGGUCUUACUCAUGGGGCAAUAGCAACUAUUGUUAUUCUUUCACUUUUGGGCUUAUUGGUCUUGAUGGGGACAAUCAUUGAUCUUGUUCUUAUGUCAAGAAUUAGUUCAGCUGAUAAUAUGACUACGCAUAGGAAUGGAUAUACUCAUUUUGUAAAUGCCGAAGCAUCUGAAAAUGAACCGGUAAAAUCACCACGAGAUUCAUUUCAAGCAUUGAUUCCUCCUACACCUCAUAUAGUGUUCUUAGCUGAAUUUUCCGCUUUAAAAAGUCUUCAUCGAAUAUUUACAAUGAAGCAGAAAAAUGAGGAUAAUUCAUUUCUAUUUAUCAAUGGAAUUCGAGUAUUAUCUUUAUUUUGUGUUAUUAUUGGUCAUUCCUUAUCGUUUGGUUUCUCAUAUUCAAGCAAUAUAAUGGAUGUACUUAGUUGGACUCGUAAUAUAGCAUUUCAGUUGGUUAUUAAUGGGGCUCUUAGUGUUGACACAUUCUUUGUUCUUAGCGGCUUCUUAACAGCUGUGUUAUUUGUUCGACAAGUAGAAAAAGAAGGAAAAUUAUCUUUUCGUCUAAUGUUUCUUUACUAUAUUCAUCGAUAUAUUCGAUUGACACCAACAUUUCUUCUAAUGGUUCUUGUAAGUAUUAAUUUAACACCAUAUCUUGGCCAUGGUCCUGUCUAUCCAACACAACAAGGAUUUGAACCGACUGGUUGUCGCACACAAUAUUGGUGGACAUCUAUCCUUUAUAUUGGCAAUUUAGUGAAGUCAGAUAGUAUGUGUUUAGGUGUUUCAUGGUAUCUUCAUAAUGAUAUGCAAUUUCAUUGGAUUGCACCUUUCGCUUUAAUUCCAUUUGUCAUUGGACGAAAAUCAUUAUCUUUUCUUCUUACUAUUCUUUUGGUUUUGAUUGGAAUUGGAUCAAUUUUAACUAUUGUACUAUACUAUUCUGAGAUGCCAUUGGGUAGUCUGGCUGCAUUCACUGCUACUGAUGGUCCUACUUUGUGGAAAACUGUCUAUAUUAAACCUUGGUGUCGUGUAUCUGCAUACGCUAUUGGUAUGUUAACUGGAUAUUUUGUUAUCAAUGCUGGUCGUCAAUAUCGAAUUAAUAAAUGUACUAAAUUCUUUGGAACUGUAUUUGUUGUUUUGAUUGGUUUAGCUUGUCUAUUCGUGACAUAUCCUGAUUGUAUUCUUGUAUCAGGUCUAAGUCGCCCAGUACUUGUUGCCUAUCAAUCACUAUCUCGAACACUUUGGUCAAUUGUUAUUGGAUGGAUUUUGUUUUUAUGUAGUAUAAAUCAAGGUGGAAUAGUCAAUAAAAUUCUUUCAUGGCCUAUUUGGUCUCCUUUUGCUAAACUUAAUUAUUCAUGUUAUCUCGUACAUGCUACUAUUAUUUUUAUAAUUUUAUUCAAUCAAACAAUGCCUUUAUAUUAUCAAGGACAUCUUGUUUAUCAUCAUAAUACACUGACAGAAGCUUUUCAUUAUCUCCUUGAAAAACGUUCUCAAAUAUGGGCCAAUGAAGGUUUCAUGUUACAAUUACUACGCUAUGAAAAUGAACUAAUUAAAUCACGUGAAAUUGUAUUAACUUCCGACAGAAGUGAAGAAUCCUCCUGUACUGCUGCGUUGUCAUCCAAUGAUACGAAAAAUCCUAUUGAAACAUUGGAGGAAUUCGAGAAGAGAGAACAAGUAUAA
Rotaria sp. Silwood1 is the source of this 2724-nucleotide messenger RNA. The record is from the annotation of a GenBank genome assembly. NCBI's taxonomy places the organism in Eukaryota, Metazoa, Rotifera, Eurotatoria, Philodinida, Philodinidae.